Opisthorchis viverrini is the source of this 1551-nucleotide messenger RNA. RefSeq lists its product as hypothetical. Lineage: Eukaryota; Metazoa; Platyhelminthes; Trematoda; Opisthorchiida; Opisthorchiidae. The coding region runs from base 1 to 1551 and encodes 516 amino acids. The transcript has 7 exons. The record is from RefSeq and is a predicted model, not a curated record.
AUGAAGCUUGUAGUACGCACCGGCCGUGAAGCCUGCUGGACACGCAAGUCUAAUGAAAUAGAAGAUCCAUGCGAUGGAGUUCCGGGAAGCGCCACUGCCUGUGACUCUGUGGACCGCCAAGCACUGUGGCGGUGUCUGUGGAGCAGAGGUGUCCCCCAUAAAUUCCUGAACCUCAUUAAGGCGCUGUACGCCAACUCCCGCGGCCGUGUAAAGGUCUACGGGAAGCUUUCUCCUGAGUUCACCACAUCAAGUGGUGUCCGACAGGGUUGUCCUCUUUCACCUUUCCUCUUUAACUUCUGUCUAGCUGGCAUGCCAACGGAAGGGGGCACGAUGGUUGUGAUAUUGCCAAUUUGCUUAAGCCUAGACAGGAACAGUCGAGAUGCCAAGGUUAUUUUCGAACCACGGACGUUCCUGUCCCUAAGCUGGCGCCAUAACCACAACUAUCUCGAGCACGGAAAGGGUCGUAAAUCUGAACCAAUAAUAUUAUAUUUAAUCGACCGUCUCUCGGUGUCACCAACUGAGUUGCUUUACUUGCUACAUACAGCAGCGCGAGUAAACGAAAACGUGAUACCUCUGACGCCUCAAUUUUUACACUUUCAUGUAUCCCCGCUUCUACCCUAUUCUGUCCGAUUUAAAAACUAUCUCUGCAGGUCCCAACCAGUCCUAGGACUGGUCGCUUUGUUCGCCGUGCAUCACGCUCAGCCACAGUUUCUGUUAUCCUCUAUUAUUCACACACUGAAACAACCAGGACAAUUAGUGACCUCUGCUCGUACGCUGGAUGCUCUUUGUAUUGAUGUGCACUAUCUGUCAGACACAAGGAUACAUACAGUACGCGAGUACCCUGAAGCAAUCGUUCCCCAUUGUCCGUACGUAAUUGAACUGGCUGCUCGUUUGCUCUAUUCCAGUUUCCGCGAGAUGGCGAGAUGGCUCAAGUUGUUGGAGCGCGAAUUUACUGACCGGAAGGUCCGUCGUUCGAACCCGACCUCUGCCACUCGACUUCCCCUGUCUAGGCUUGGGCAACCUGACAGUAUCCCAGCCCUCGUGAAACCUUCGGGUGGCAUGGCAGCUAGGCACCGAAAGGGUGUUACAGCUGAGAGAUUUAUUUAUUUAUUUAUUAUUUUACUUCCAGUUUCCGCUGCGCACCUCUGUGGCCGAGCGAAUGCCUCUUUGGCUGGUGAGAUAAUCGUUGAUAAUCGCCUCCGCACGUUCCGUUUGGCAAAGCUUGUGAAAGAAUCUAGGGAAUGUGAGGUCCAUCGCACCCUGUUUAUUGUGUCUGAAUACGCUGCAACUAAGUGUAGCCCUGAAUCUCAAAAGGACAGUAGACUAAGCACUGCUGAGGUCCACUUGGUUGGUCGUCUUGGAUUGGAUACGAGACGCACGGACAACCGAAAUUGUCUAAUUCAGAUGUGUCAAUCACAGACUCUUCCUUUCGCAACACCGAUUCCCGGAGCAGCGGAAACCGCUUGGGAACGUGGUGCCUACCGACGAGCCUACCAUUGGUUGCUAACAGUGGGAGUCGAUCACUGCAUUCCGUUUCUUCUGAAAUACUAG